Scatophagus argus is the source of this 4690-nucleotide messenger RNA. It is a transcript of the gene pcnx4, whose product is annotated as pecanex 4. Lineage: Eukaryota; Metazoa; Chordata; Actinopteri; Scatophagidae. The transcript has 11 exons. Bases 239 to 3904 code for a protein of 1221 amino acids. The record is from RefSeq and is a predicted model, not a curated record. Gene Ontology annotation, cellular component: membrane.
UACAAUCUGUCUGUGUAUCAUGCCGAUGUUGCUUGGCUCUCAAGCGGUUAGCUCGCAGCUAAUGUUAAUGCUGGCGACUUCCGCCUGUUUCCCCUUAAUACAACCUAUAUCGUCAAAUUUUACGCAGAACUUGUCUGCAGUUGGCUAUUCUGCUGUUAACGACAGCAUCAUUGUGAACGGGAUGAUGAAUGGACAGCCUCUUUCAGCCGUGUGGAGAUGACCUGCCACCCCUUCGGGAAUGGUCAGAAUGGGGCCAGAUGUGCCCCUUCUUAAUGAGUACAAGCAGGAGUUCUUCUGGAAGCGCUUCCCCCAGACAGUGUUGGGGGGUCCACGUUUCAAGUUGGGCUACUGUGCCCCACCAUAUGUCUAUGUCAAUCAGGCUGUUUUGUUCUUGACACCAUGGCUUUUUGGGGGCAUUGGUACUCUGCUCUGCCAGCUGCAGCUGCUUCAGGAGCUCCAUGCCACAGUGCUCUCUGGUAUGCUCAUGUUCGGGGCUGCGGCGGGUGUCCAGGCCCUGGCAUUGUAUGCUGCUCGGAGGAAUGGCACAGUGGAGAGACUCGGUGUGCCCAACAUCCUGGUUGAUGAAGAGGAAAUGGAAUUCACCCACUGCGUCAGCCCAGAGACAGUUCGAUUUAUUGCUCCUGGGAAGAGGUUUGGGCUCAAUGUAGUGCUUCAUACAGUUCUAGCUGGGGUGCUUUGUGGCUUUGGAACAUGGUAUGUGUUCCUUGGCAGACUGACUGCUCUCUACAGCAGCAUUGGCAUAUCCCUGGUCAUCUUUGUUCUAAGUUGGGUGACACUGUGUAUAGCUGAGUACUCCCUCAUUGUAAAUACUGCCACAGAGACAGCCACUUUCCAGGCACAGGACACUUAUGAGAUCACCCCACUGACCCGGCCCCUCUACAUUUUUAUUUUCAUUGCUGUGGACUUGGCUGAUAGGUUCUCAGGCCCUGUCCCUGAGCUCCAACUGGCCAGCCAGGUUCUCCAUGUGCUGUUCCUUUUCCUACCUCUGCUUUGGGCACUAGGUAUACUGCCUCCCCUGGAUGCCCUGCUCCUCUGGGGCAUGGAGCAGACUCUUGUGUUUGGUUUAGGGGGCUCGCCCAUGUCCAGCAACCUCAGGCUGCUGUUGAUGUUUUGUGUGUCUGCUGGCGUAGCUGUGUGCAAUUACUUCAUCCCAACAACACUGGGUGUGGUUCUCUUCUCCAUCUCUAUGGGAUUUCUGCUGAGUCUGGAUCUCAGCCAGGUUGGCACACUCUGCAGAGGUCCCCGGGCAGCCUUUGGGGAUCGUGGAUUUCACAGAGAGGGGUCACCACCUCCUCCUCCUCCUUCUCCUUCUUCCAGUUCCUUUGGCUGGACUCUGGGCUGCGGGGAGCUGCUGCUAUAUUUGAGCCUGCUACUGGUGGCGAUGACGGAGGCAGGACUGAUGCAUCACUUCCUUGGUUCAGCUCAGCCCCAGAGCCUGGUUACAGGUCCCCAGGCUCCUGUCAGUUACCUCCUACUUGUACUCUUCUGCCUCUGCUGGGCUCUCAGAGAGAUCCAGGGGGCUUAUGUAUUUGGGGGAGUGUUCCUCAAUCCCCUGUACCCUAAAGGGAUGUCUAGUGUGCAGACUUUCAAGCAGAGGAACAGAGGAUUAUACAUUGCUGCAGCUAUCAGAAGAGUCCUUCUUUAUCUUGUGUCUCCAUUUGCAAUGAUUGCUUUCCUGUCUUUGGACAAAUCUCUGCAGCUGCUCCACAAGGUUUCCCUCAGUGUUGGAUUCACACGAGCCUUUAGAGUGGUGUGGCAGAGUUCAGAGGAUGCUCUUCUGCAAAUGGUGGUGGUGGUCUUGAUGCGAUUUGCAGCUGGAAAUAACAUGCUGCCAGGAUGGGACAACCUGGGCACUGGAGUUCAGCUUCUUGUGGUGGGCCUCCUGAUAGACAGAGUAACCCAGUUCCUUGCCAAGCUAAAGUUCACCCUGACUGUACUUGUGACAUCUUGGACUGAGAAGAAGCAACGCCGGCAGUCGGCUGGAACUCUCUUGGCUCUGAACGCCUCACUGUGCCCACUGCUGCUGGCAGUGGUGACGCUCUCUGCCCUGCUCUCUGCCCCUCUGCUGCCCCUCUUCACCCUGCCCAUCUUCUUGGUGGGGUUCCCCAGGCCUCAGCGCAGUUGGCCAGGCCCUGUAGGUACCGCCUGUCCCUGCCCGGACUCAAUCUUCUACCAGCAGAUGAGCGGAAGUCUGGCCUCCGCGCUGAGGACAGCCUUUGCAAGAGGGUCACUGGGUUCUUUAGCCCCUGGCUCUCAUUUUCUUGGCCGCUUUCAGGACCGUAUGGUUUGGAUAAUGAUCUUAGAGAGAGGAUAUGGCUACUGUACAGUCAACAUUAAGGGUCUGGAGCUCCAGGAGACAUCUUGCCACACAGUGGAGGCACGGAGGGUGGAUGAGGUGUUUGAGGCUGCUUUUGAGCGCCCUGAGCGGCUUGGUUUCACCCAGGGCUUUAACCUGCACUGGGGGAAUGCCCUCACCCCUUGUGCUGCCCUUGUGGUGCGAGUCUACUCUGAUGCCCGAAAUGUUCUCUCUGGCAUCAUUGACUCUCAUGAUAACUUGAGGAAACUUCAGGAUGACUUUCUUAAAGCGCUAGUUUGGUUGCUUCUCCGAUACUGUGUGCAGAAGCAUAAAGGAUUUCUAUGGAGCAGUGAAGACGGGCCAGGCAUUGCAGGCAGGAAGUCCCAGUCUUCGCAGUUGGCCCAGACCACUUGUAAUCAGCCACCUGAGACUGUCGUGGUGGAAUCCAAUGUGUCUUCUCUCAGGUUCAGACAGGACAGCUCCAGUUUGACCUCUUUUGGUGAUUGGUCAGAUGAGGAUGACUUAUUUGGUCCUCAACCAGCCAGACGGACUGUGGCAUUAGUAUCUGCAGAGGCCCAGCCUGGACACACAGCACUGCAGCCAGGGGCCUCUCUGCCUGGCUCUGUGGAGAUGGACAGCCUUUUUGAAAACAUGGCUCUCUCUGCCCUGCAGCCACUGCAGCCUCUGGGUCUGGGCAUCGGGAUGCCAGCAGUGGAUAAAGGCGGUAACCCAGAGGUCUUUAGAGAGAGUCCUGGCUCUCUCCCUCAGCUGAACUUCAGCUGUCCCCAGUCAGAAAUAUUCAACCUACCAACAGGGUGGAGGGCAGCACCUUUGCUACCAUCCCGAUUGCUGCAGCUCAGGCCCUUGUUUCCCGAGGACUGGUUUCGGUUCACCUUAGGCCGGUUUGGGCCUGCUGUGCAGGGCGAAACCACUGAGGACAUGACCAAAGCCCUGAAAGAGGAUGAAGUCUUGAAAGAGCUGCAUGCACAGGUUGCCCUUUCGUGUCUCAUCUCUUUGGGAGCUGAGUCUGCCUUCACCAGUCCCAGUUAUGUCUACAGACUGUAUUGUGGAGAUAUACCGUGGACGGAAGGACUCGACUGGCUCUCCUCAAGUAAAGAACUUUACCAGCUCACACUUCGUGCUUUCAGGUUUAGUUUCAAACUCCUGUUUGAUCAGGCGAGUCUAGGGCCCAUGGAGUCUGCUGAAGAAUUGUUCAGCACUUUGGAGGAAUAUGAAAAGGACUGGUACAUUGGCUUGGUGACAGAGAAAGGCUGGCAUGACAGUGUGCUUCAGGAGAAACCCUUCCUAUUCUCUCUAGGACAUGACCUCGCUAUGGGUACCUACACAGGACGAGUCCUUUCCCUACAGGAGCAGCUGGUACACGUGGGUCGUCUGAAUGGAGAGGGGGUACGAGGCCAGUGGGCAAACCUUUCCUGGGAGCUCCUGUAUGCUACCAAUGAUGACGAGGAGCGUUACAGCAUCCAGGCUCACCCCUUCAUGCUAAGGAAUUUAACUGUACAGGCAGCCGAUCCCCCUUUAGGAUACCCCAUUUACUCCUCAGCCCCCCUUCACUUCCCCUGCCUCUGACCUGGGGCUUCUUCUGCCCUUUCAGUUGAAGGUAUAGAGGGAAAAUGAGGUUUUUCAGUUGGUACUACCACAGCAAAAUGCCCAUUUCCAAAGUUAAUGUUAGUUAUGAGGAAAUUCAUAAAGCAAAAUUGAGAGAAAACUUCAUUCCGUUUUGGAGCCUUGCUUUUAAAACACCAUGUGCUGGGAAGUAUAUCUAUGGGAACCAAUUUUUCUUAUUUUUUUUUUAACAUUAAUUUGACUUUUUUGGUGUGUCAUUUGCCACACCACAGUCGAAGAAGCACUGUACUCUUGUACAAGUUGCAAAAUCUUGUCAACAGAUUCCGACUGACGAGGUGGACUACCUCCCACAUUAAAGAUUGAAGAAUUCCCUCUCAAAAUUGUCCCAGAAAGGUUUCUACGUAAGUACGUAUGUUUUGUGGUUUGUUUAUUAAUGUUUGUGCUUAAAAAAGAAGGGAAUAAAUUUGUCCACCUCCCCUUUAGAAGACACUUGCUGAAUACCUCUGGUUUUAUUGUACUUUUUAGACUUCACAACUUUCAGGUGAUUAUUUUUCCCCUCCAUGUUCAUAAAAAUGGGACAAAAACUGUAAUGUUUUGUUAAGAUAUCAAGGAUGUGCCUUGGGUAUGUCUUGGUGUAUGUGCAAGGUAUUUAGUGCUAUUGUUUUGUUUACAAUUCACUUGUUUACAAUUUAGAAUGAAGACUUAAAUGAAUUUGACCAUAGUCUCUUGUACAUAUUGUUAAUUUUUAUAUGUGUAACUGUAUAUACUUAUAAAAUAGCUUGGCAGAAG